UAUGAGGAAGACCUCCUGAAUCAAUCUUUUUACUCAAAUAGCGUGAGAUUUGCCCAACGCCGUCUUAAACCCGCCAUGGUUGUAUUCCUGAAGCUCCCCUCUCCAUCCCUCGGCGAAACAAUCACCCUAUCGGUUCCGUUGGAAUCCGGCGCACGCUAGAUCGCAUUCCCAACUCUGAAAAACUCACCAGAUCCUUCCCCGCUCCACCAUUUUAUCAUCCAUCUCUCUACCUGCUUGUUCCCUUUCCGCGCUUAAGUCUCUCUUGAUCGAACCUCAUCUUGUCCGUGGACUGGAAAGCCCUAGUUCUUGCCAAGGAAAUGAGCAUGUGGUUGUUCCAGCAAUAGUCCGAUUCAUGGUGAUUGUUUUGUGAGUGGAGUAAUGAGAAGUCGUUUCGAGCGGACGCUGAAAGAGCUCUACUAUCGCACGGAAGGAUUUUGGAAGCGAAGGCAGGGAGAACUUUAUUUGGGAUAAAGGCCUGUAAACAUGUAUUUCCAGCCGUGGAAAAAAUUAUCUGUAAAUGACUAUUGGAAUGAAGAUUACGUCAGGAACACACAAUAUUUGUUCAGCUCUUUGCUCUUCAUGCAUGCAUGAUUUUCGUUCUUCGUCAUCCAUAGGUUCAUCCAGUGACAGUGGAUGCUCUGCUAAUAUUUUCUAUGGUGGAAAAGGCUGACAGUUGUUUUUCAGUUGUUAUGAAUGGAACAAUACGUUACAAAAGCAGGAAAUGUGAUGAUUCACAGAAUACAUCUAGUGAAACUAGUAACAUUUUAGCAGGCAUGAGUUCAAGUCAUAAUUCAUACUUCAAGAAUGAUGAAUGCAAAUCAACUCUGAAAGCCUCUGAAGCUCAUGAUUUUGAAGAUCUGGAAGUUACUAAAAAAGAGAAAUCUCUCCAGGAAAAAAAUUAUCAAGCUCAGUUUUCUGCAGAUCCCUCAGGCCAAGGUGAAGAGCAGCUUGGAUUAGAGUGUCAUGGGGAUAAUAUUUCAUGCAUUACUGGAGGAAUAGGUGCCAAUAUUUCGGAUUAUGGUGAUAAUUUAUACUUGGAUAAGAAAGACAUGAAUUCUGGUAAGGUUUUGACCAACAAUAAGAAUGAACCUUCUAUUUUGGAUGCUGUUGAAUGUUCUCUGGGGUCAUUUUCUUCUGUUAGUUCUACUGAGAGGAAACAUGCCACCCUUCUAAAUGUUGAAGGUUCUACUAUGAAUGAGGCUAGAAGUUGCUCAUCUUCUGAGAAAUCUAAGAUUGAUGAUGUAUGUCAAGAAAUUAGAACUAAUACAGAUCGUCAAAUAUCAUCUGAUAAUGUCUCUGAAAGUGGUGAUCUUAACAAGGCCCUUGUAAAAGAUAAUGCCUUGUUGGAUUUGGAAGCAAAAAACAAACAGGGAUAUAAUUUGCUACCUCUGGCAAAUACUGAGAUUGAAAAUUCUGAAAGUACAUUAUACGAUGUGAAAAUAUGUGAUAUUUGUGGGGAUGCAGGAAGAGAGGCCCUUCUUGCUAUUUGUAGCAGCUGCAGUGAUGGUGCAGAGCACACUUAUUGCAUGCGUGAAAAGUUGGAUGAGCUUCCCGGGGCUGACUGGCAGUGUGAAGAAUGCAAGAUCAAGGAGAUGGAAAUUCAUAAUGUGGAUAAAUCUGAGACAGUCUCUGAAGUAUCCAAACCAGCAUUUUUAUGUCAAAGUAUUCAAAACUCUGUCAGUACUUUGAUUCCAAAUAAGUUACCAAAUUUGGAUGAUCGAGGGCUGGCUAAGGGAUUGAAAAGCCCUAAGAUUUUGACUAGGAGUCAAGCGGACCAUGUAGAAGAAACAAAAGUUUCAAUCAAAAGCCAGAAAAUAAAAGUAAAAAAGGCAAACAUGGAAUCGUCUGAAGGUCGAUCUGUAAAUGGUUUUCAGGCUUUUCAUUACUCUCAUAAUUUUCUUAGCUCUGGUUCAUUGAAGGGUCGAUCACAGGCCCAUUCUCCAUAUUGUUAUUUUUCCAAGUCAGUUUCUUGCAACUCUAUCAUUAAUCAGAAUGUGAAAGAACUUGUCAAAAAUGAUCGUUACAAACAAGAAAUUGAAAGGGAAGCCAAGCGCUCCAAACUGAAAAAUGAAAAUGUGGUCAAAUCAAUAAAUAAAUCUACUUCCUUUAAAAGCUCCAGCUCUGGCUUCUCCAACACUGAGCCAGCAAGUAAAGAUAAGCCUUUUCAUCCCUCCAGCAUUGAAAAUCCAAGAGGACUAGAUGAGGUAAAAGAAAGAAUCACUUUUGAGAAGAAUCCUCCUGCUAUAUCUAAAACUUCUAUCAGUAAAUCAGCAGCUCUUGCCAGUAUUUAUCAUCUUAAGACAAAUAGAAGGUCUUCACAAAAAGAAGAGAAUUUAAGCAGUACCAUUGAAUCAAGUUGUCAGAGCAUAGCGAAAAGAUCAUACCAUGCAAAUCUCUCAGGUUGCAAGGAAAGAAAGAAACGUAUCUUACGUUCCUCUAAUAGCAUGGAAUUUUUUGAUGAAAAGUUCAACUCUGAAGAUUGUAAGGAAUUGAAAGAAUUUGUAAGGUCAGGUUUCAGUGCUGUUGAUGCUCUUCAACCCUCAGAAUCAGAUACUGAGGACAACAAACUCUGGGAUUCUGACAAGUUCAUUAGUCCAAGAUUAUCAUCUUCAGGUGGUAAUCAAACAUUACAUUUUCAAAAAUGCAACAAAACAGGGCAAGAAAUUCAACCAUGCUCUAGUGACGAACUUCAAGUAUCUGCUUACCAUCCUUCAGACGAACGAAGUUUAAGUGAGACGAAAAAGGGAAAGGAUUGUAUAGAUUUAGUGGAUGAAAGGAAUACAAACAAAAAAUCGCUCUCAGAAACAUCGCCAGGAGAAGCGUCCGCUUUGGCAAGCCGGUUAAGGGCCUUACCAAUUCCGAAGCUUGAAUUCAUAUGGCAAGGUAGUUUUAAUGUUCUGAGAUCUGAUAGAUGCGGACAAUUAUUUGAUGGAAUUCAAGCUCACUUAUCAACUUCUGCAUCUCGUAAAGUGCUUGAAAUAAUCAACGUCUUUCCUAACAAAAUUCAGUUGGAAGAGGUCUAUCAAACAAGUUUAUGGCCACUGCAGUUUCAAGGAAUUGUUCCUGAUGAAAAAAAUAUUGCUCUUUUUUUCUUUCCCAAAGACAAUGAGAGUUAUGAGAAGGUUUAUAGCAUUUUAUUGAUUGAGAUGCUUGAAACUGAUUUAGCUCUCAAAGGAAUGGUUGACGAGACUGAGCUUUUUAUAUUCACAUCUAAAAUGCUGCCUAAGCAUUCCCAACGGUGGAAUAUGUUAUAUUACCUCUGGGGGAUGUUCAUAGAUAAGAGGAAACAGUAUUUGCCUACUCAGAAGAUCCCUUUGUUUCUUAUGGACAACUCGUCUAGGAUGACGGCCAAACCAAUGGAUGUUAUUGAUAAUCCUGAGUUGCAGUUUUGCACGUUACAGUGGAGCUACAAAGUGAAUAUUGGUAUGGGUUGUCAGGAUAAAUUCUUUAACACUGGCAAAAACACAAAAUAUGGCGAGUCUUCUCAUUUCUCUGAUGCAGCGUCACGAAAUUGCAAUCCAGCUGAUGAAUGCAGCAAAAGUGAAUGCAAAAAGAGAAGGAAUCAGAUGACUUGUUUUAGCAUUGGAGGCAGUUUGGGACAAGAAAAUUUAAGUUCCAACAUUUUCAGCCAACAGCAGUGCACACAGAUUAUCAGCAGCCAACCUGCGAUACCUGAGAUCUCAAGAAUUGUAGAAAGAAAUUUCUUUCCAGUUCAUAUAGCUCCUUCGAUAAAUAACAAAUACCGAAACCCUGCACAUAUUACUUCAUCAACUGAUAAUUAUAACUCAGAAUCCUGUGCUCCUGAUCUUGAGCUAACUCUUGGAAAUAAGAGUAAAAUAAGAAAGCCUGCUCCAUUAUUACCUCUGCUGCCUCCAUUAGUUCCUUUUGGGAGUGGGGAUGGUGAUGAUUUAUCAGCUUUGCUCUCUCUGUAGCUUGUUUAUUCUGCACCAGAUUAGGAAGUCUCAGCCAAGAAGGUUUUGUUGAAAUACAGUAAUAGAGCCAUUGCCAUAUGUUCAUAGCCAAAUCCACAGUUCUCUGUUUCAUCUUUGAGCACUGCGUUUUACUUGCAGUUUCGAUGAUAGAGAGUUUAUAUAGUCCACAACGGCGUGAUGUAUAUAAGAGGAAGGCCGCAGUGUUAAAAAGUGAGUUUUUAGUAAACUUUGUUUUAUUUGUUUGGUUGUACUCAUAUUACUAUUUAGUAUAAAUACACCAAAUUGGUCUACUAUCACAAAAGUUUUC
This is a messenger RNA of Phalaenopsis equestris, 4239 nucleotides long. RefSeq lists its product as uncharacterized. Bases 654 to 3932 code for a protein of 1092 amino acids. The transcript has 11 exons. NCBI's taxonomy places the organism in Eukaryota, Viridiplantae, Streptophyta, Magnoliopsida, Asparagales, Orchidaceae. The record is from RefSeq and is a predicted model, not a curated record.